CUUCCUGUAAAGGCGAAGAAGAAGAAGAAGCGGGCUGAGGCGUCGGUAGCCUGAUCAAACAGGAAAAGUGGAUCUUCUGAAAGACGAUCCGAGGAACCUGAAUAAUCCAGCAUCUGUGGCCAACAUGUUGUCCGAGGGAGGCUCUUUCAUGAAGGGGGUGAUCCUGGGAGGCGUCUUCUGCUUGGUGCUGUCGCUCCUGAGUAGUUACAGUCCCACCACCGAGUCCAGGACAGAGGACCACCAUCAUCACCACGUCAAGGCCGCGAGUAAAGACGAGCUCAAGCAGUUCUCCGACAUCCAGCUGAAAGAGCUUAACGACCAAGUCCAGGUCUACUGCGUCAUCAUGGUCGAGCCGAAAAACUUGGUUUAUUGGGCCACUGCCGUGGACACCUGGAGCAAGCACUGUGACAAGCCUGUGUUUUACACCUCGGAGUCCUCCAAGGCGUUCGAGGCAGUGGACCUGAAUGAAAAGGACAACUGGGCCAGGCUGCGUAAAGCUCUGAAGCACGCCUACGAGAACGCCGGGGACCUGCGCUGGUUCUUCGUGGCGCAGCCUCACACGUUCGCCAUCAUCGAGAACCUCAAGUACCUGGUGCUCACGAAGGAUCCGAACGAACCCUUCUACCUGGGCAAGGCCGUGAAGUCGGGGGAGCUCGCGUACGUGGCGUACGACGGCGGCAUCGUCCUGAGCUACGAAGCUCUGACGAGGCUGGUGAAGGUGUUCCAGGACGAGGACAAAUGUCCGGCGUCKGGGCGGGCCCUGUGGAAGCUGAGCGACGACAAGCAGCUGGCCGUGUGCCUCAAGUACACCGGGGUGUUCGCGGAGAACGGCGAGGACGCGCGCGGGAAGAGCCUGUUCAACAGCAAGAGCGUGGACAGCCUGAUCAAGGAGAGCAUGGACAACAACCCCAACGACGUGGUCGAGGGCUGCUGCUCCGACUUGGCGGUCACGUUCGCCGGGAUGACCCCAAACCAGAUGCAGGUGUUGAUGUUUGGAGUUUACCGACUGCGGCCGUACGGACACGACUCUCACGACUUUUUAACGUUUUACCCUCCCGUGGGUUCAGACAACGACUGAAAUGGACGCGUUUUUGUCGAGUCUUUGCUUCUAUGAUGGCAAACCUAACUUUUGGGGGGGAGGGACAAGUUUUUCUUAUGCUGUUUGUAAAACUGAGAUGCUGAGUGGGAGAGAAAACUUCGAUGUACGUUUACACCUUUUGCACUUAACAUAAUUGGACCUGAUAGCUCUGUUCUGUUCGGAAACACAGUUGGUGGGUAAACUGUUCAGAGCUGGGAAAUGUGUCACAGUUGUGACAAACAAUGUUAUCUUAAUUAAUAUUUGGUUAUUAAAGGUUUUCUGUAGAUUCCAAAUGCCACUUGAUGAACUAUGUUGAUAUUUUAAAUGCGCGGACAUCUCUGCCACAAUAUUUUAAAUCCACGAUUGAAUGAUUUUACUGAAGCAACGUUAUGAUGGAAACACAUAUUUCAUCUUUUGUGUUUCUUUUUUUUUUUCUGAAGAACUGGCUGUGCACACACUACUUGUUUAUUCAUUGUCAAAGCUAAAGUAAACAAUCUCAACGGGAAUAUAUUCCUGUUAUACAAAUGUGGCUAUCAAUUUGUCCUCAUUCUGGAUAUAAAAUACUAAUUUAGAAACUUGA
Messenger RNA from Austrofundulus limnaeus, 1658 nucleotides. RefSeq names its product C1GALT1-specific chaperone 1 (gene c1galt1c1). The record is from RefSeq and is a predicted model, not a curated record. Gene Ontology annotation, molecular function: N-acetylgalactosaminide beta-1,3-galactosyltransferase activity. NCBI's taxonomy places the organism in Eukaryota, Metazoa, Chordata, Actinopteri, Cyprinodontiformes, Rivulidae. The transcript is spliced from 2 exons. Bases 125 to 1078 code for a protein of 317 amino acids.